Messenger RNA from Cordyceps fumosorosea ARSEF 2679, 3483 nucleotides. Its product is annotated as DNA excision repair protein Rad2. The transcript has a single exon. The record is from RefSeq and is a predicted model, not a curated record. The coding region runs from base 1 to 3483 and encodes 1160 amino acids. NCBI's taxonomy places the organism in Eukaryota, Fungi, Ascomycota, Sordariomycetes, Hypocreales, Cordycipitaceae. Gene Ontology annotation, biological process: nucleotide-excision repair. Gene Ontology annotation, molecular function: DNA endonuclease activity; single-stranded DNA binding. Gene Ontology annotation, cellular component: nucleus.
AUGGGCGUGAACGGCCUCUGGACCGUAGUACAACCGUGCGCGCGACCGACGAACCUGGCGACGCUCAACCGGAAGCGCCUCGCCGUCGACGCCUCGAUCUGGAUAUACCAGUUCCUCAAGGCCGUCCGCGACAAGGAGGGCAACGCGUUGCGCAACUCCCACGUCGUCGGCUUCUUCCGCCGCAUCUGCAAGCUGCUCUGGUUCGGCAUCCAGCCCGUCUUCGUCUUCGACGGCGGCGCCCCGGCCCUCAAGCGCGCCACCAUACAGAAGCGGCAGCGUCGCCGCGAGGGCCGCCGCGAUGACGCCGCGCGCACCGCCGGCAAGCUGCUGGCCUUGCAGAUGCAGCGCGUUGCCGAGGAGGCGGAGCGGACACGCAGGAAGGCGGAGCCGGCGGCCGCGGAAGAGCCGACCCCCGACCCCAAGGACAUGGUCUACCUGGAUGAGGUCGGCAUGUCCAACCAGGAGCGUCACCGCAAUCGAAAGUUUCACAAGACGGACGCCUAUCACCUUCCCGAGCUCGAGGGCGGCAUUGCGUCCAUGGGCAAACCCGACGAUCCCCGCAUCAUGAGCGUUGAGGAAUUGGAAGAGUACGCGCGUCAGUUCAACAGCGGCGAAGACAUCAACUUGUACGACUUCAGCAAGAUUGACUUUGACGGCGAGUUCUUCAAGAGCCUCCCGCCACCUGAUCGAUACAACAUUCUUAACGCCGCAAGACUGCGAAGCCGUCUGAGAAUGGGGUUGAGCAAGGACCAACUCGAUGACAUGUUUCCGGAUCGCAUGGCAUUUUCAAGAUUUCAGAUUGAGCGCGUCAAGGAGAGAAAUCACCUGACACAGCGGCUCAUGUACGAAGUGGGCAUGACCGGUCUUGACUUGACGCUUGGCGUGAAUGCUCGCGUCGCAGGUGAAAAAGACAGGGAGUACAUUCUUGUCAAGAAUGAAGGAGCCGAAGGCGGUUGGGCGCUGGGCGUUGUCAGCAAGGAAAAAGAUAUCGGCGAGGCCCACAAGCCUAUUGAUGUUGAUGCCAUAGCGGUCCAGUAUCAAACCAAAGAGGAGGACGACGACGAAGAAGAUGAAGGGGCAGGUUUCGAGGAUGUGCCCAUCGAAGGACUGAACCGCCUACCCAAACACGAUCCCACUACAGCCAGCCUCGAAGCUGCGCGUGAUCUUGCUUCAAAACGUCAACAAUUCUAUGAGAGCCAUAACAAAGCGUCUAAUGACGAAGAGGAGUCACUCUUUGUCGGGGGAUCAGGGGAAGCACCUGCAAUGGAGAAUGAAGUUGAGGAGAUGGAGCGCAUCCAUCCCGAGGAGGAAGAUGACUUGAACCGGGCUAUUGCUCUGUCCUUACAGAGCCAGCAUGGUGUAAGGGAAGACUCGGUGACGGAGGAUGACUUGUUCGAAGAUGUGCCCGUCGGAGACAAGCCCGAGUGGACGCAAAAGGCAGUUGAUGCUACCAAGCCUCUAACAGCCCACAGCGGCUCCAUGAUUGCGCACAUUGUGAACAACAGAUCCAACGCCGCUGUACCCAAGCGCCAAGAAAAGCCGGAGACGCAAGACGGCGACAGUGACAGCGACGAGGACAUGCAAGCCAUAAUGGCCCGGUCUCUCAAGGCCAAAAAGCAGGCGGUGCUGCCCCCGCGUCCCAUCAUGGAGAACAAGAAAAAUCCAUUUGACGGCCCGUUGCCGUUCCCGAAACUUAGCUGGGGAUCCUCCCUGUUCGGCAAAUCAAAAGCCGUUGACGCGCCGGCAAAGACGACCGCGCGCGUCCCCUCCUCUGCUGCUGCUGUCGCUGAGGUCGCUGAAGAGGGAGAUGAAAAUGAUUUGGCAGGUGGAUUCACGGUGGAGGAUGACCAAGCGCCAGAGCUACCGCCGUGGUUGGCCGAUGAGUCGGACAUUAGAGAUUCGCUGAAGAAGCAGCAGGCUGCCGAGCGAGAGAUUAAUGCCCAGGACAGAGAGAAUGCAGAAGAGGAGGGACGAAGGAGAAGGAAGGAAAUGCAAGAUCGGUUGAUUGAGAUUGAAUCGGACUCUGACAGCGACAGCGAUAUCGAGAUCAUUGAAGUACCGCUGUCCCCUUCACCGGGGCUGGUGACUGAGGAGUCGCAGACGGCGAGCAUACAAGAAGGACCAGAACAGCCUGAGCUCGAACACGGAGCGGAACGGUCGACACAACUACAGUCUACCAUGACGGAAUCGCUCUUCUCUGAAGCGAUUGGGCCUGUUAAUUUCACGCAAGCAACCACACCUCCAGAAGAUGCAGAGUCUCCUGAGCCGGAGUUUGAAGACAUUGAACUUCCCCAGGUUGCGGAAGAGAAUGCGGCUCCUGAGCCGGAAGGCCCAGUUGAGGACCCGUCUGUUAACCAAGAUGUGAACGCCACUCAAAUUGACGACGACGAACUGUUUAACGGCGCCGAGGAGCAUGAGUAUAGUGACCCGGAGGAAGAAGAGCUUUUGGUUCAAAUGGCGGAAGAGGCUGAGGAGCAUGCCCGCUUCGCUAGCGAGCUCAACCAGAAGUCUAUGGAACAAAACCGUCGCGACUACGAAAAUGAGCUCCGGCAGCUGCGUACCCAGCAGAAGAAGGACCGCCGAGAUGCAGACGAAGUUACUCAGGUAAUGAUAUCCGAGUGUCAAUCACUGCUGCGUCUGUUUGGCAUCCCGUACAUCACGGCGCCCAUGGAAGCCGAAGCGCAGUGUGCUGAGCUUGUCCGUCUGGGCAUGGUGGACGGCAUCGUCACCGAUGACUCGGAUACGUUCCUGUUUGGAGGCACUCGUGUCUACAAAAACAUGUUCAACAGCAACAAGUUUGUCGAGUGCUACCUCGGAAGCGAGCUGGAAAAGGACCUCUCCCUGUCGCGACAGCAGCUCAUCUCCCUAGCGCACCUCCUCGGAUCCGACUACACCGAAGGCCUGCCGGGCGUCGGCCCCGUCACCGCCGUAGAAAUCAUAUCCGAGUUCCCCGGCGAGGACGGCCUUUGUGACUUUCGCUCCUGGUGGGAGACGGUGCAGUCACAGCCCCGGCCCACCGGCGUGGAGGACGCCGGCUCGGCGUUUCGCAAAAAGUUCCGCCGGUCGCAGGCCGCGAAGCUCUUUCUGCCGCCCGGCUUCCCCAACCGCGCCGUCGACGAGGCGUACCUGCGGCCGGAGGUGGACAGCAGCACGGAGCCGUUCCGGUGGGGCGUGCCUGACGUGGAGGGCCUGCGGCGCUUCCUGACGGCGACGAUCGGGUGGAGCAAGGAGCGCACGGACGAGGUGCUGGUGCCGGUGAUUCGCGACAUGAAUAAGCGCGAGAUCGAGGGCACGCAGAGCAACAUCACGCGGUUCUUUGGCGGCGCCGUGGGUGCGGGAGCGCGGGAGGAGGCGUUUGCGCCGCGCAAGACGGCAGGUGCGAGCAAGAGAAUGGCGGCGGCGGUGGAUAGGUUGAAGAAGAACACGGCAGGAGAGGAGCGAGGAGGGGCUGCUGAGUCGACCAUUAAACGACAGAAGAGGUAA